GUUUGCCAAGUGAUAUUUGUGAUUUUCGACUGCUAUUAAUUUGAUGAGCAACUGACUGAAUUGAUUCCUCUGUUUCCCUUACUAUUUUAUGAAUUGUUUCCUCUUUUUGCGAAGGCUGUUGUUAAUAUAUUCAACUUCUCGCGAUCGUUCUAAAGUUUUCUCACUGUUAUUGAUGAAUAUUGAUGUCUCAAAUGGAAUAUACAACAUCGGGAACACUCUGUUAUUGAGAUUUCUGUUAACUACUUGAAAACAUGAAUAUAAAUUACUACCUAUAAAAACACAGGAAUAAAUUGAGCAUAAACAUUAACCGAAUACCGAACUUUUUGACACGCUGUUGUGGUACAUUGAUUCGUAAGUCUGACUUGAGGGUUUUAUUAGAUUGAGACUGAAUUUCAUCUUAUUUUGGGAUUGAAUUGAAGAGGCAUGUUUGAUUUUUAAGUUGGUUUCUCUAUGUUUAGAAACUGAACACUUUACCUUGUCUCCCUAUUGAGGUCGAAUUGUUGAAGUAUUUGAAACCAAGUCGAGUUGCUAAGAUUCAGUUCUCAGUUUGUCAUAGUAUUGUUUUAACAACUCUACGAUUUCUGUAGCUGGUAAUUCGAAAAUUACAUUGUUCAUUGCUGAAUUUUGUUAGAAUCUGCUGUGAUUAAAGAUGAGAAGGACUUAAAGACCUUAGUCUACAUUUUUUCGCCUAGAACUGAAAUGAAAUUGGAUUCCAUUUGAGCACAAAAUUUGAAAUUUAGCUUGGUUGUUUGAACUUGUUUCUGGGAAAGUUUACAUGGCAGUUUAGCUAAACUUAUGUCCCUUUUUUUUUGGUAGCUAGACGUAUUGUAUUACCAAGGGAAAAUAUUUACAAGUAAAGCAAAACCCAAGCUCACACUCGCCUGAUCCUAAGCACCAGGAAGUGCAAUCCUCUAUUCCUAUGUAUAACUCAAAAAUAGCAUAUACAAUAGUAUUCCUAAGGUAAAAAUUCAGUUCAUGUAGUCUUCUAGCUAGUCUAGUCCUCUUUGAGCGUCUAAAUACCACCUCUUGUAUGAUUUUCCUAACUAGUGGCUGGCCAGUUGUCCCUUGCUUCUGUAACACUCAGUGAUUCUUCUCCUUCCAUAUGUAAUAGACACAUCCAUCAAGUGCCACUCUAUAUACUUCAUUUCCUGCUUUCUUUGUGCUCUUGUGAUCUUCAACCCAUUCUUUGCCACUUGAGAGGAGUUCUAUUAAUGCCUUGCCAGUUCAAAAUUUUACUCCAAACAGAAGUUGAGAAUCUGUAGUCAAAGAACAAACGUUCCACUGAUUCAUUCAUAUUGUUGAUGAAUGGGUAGAUUGGGUCUGAAAUGAUACCCCAUGAAACAAGCCAGUCUCACUUAUGUCCAGUUAACUAUUAGUGUUUUGGACUAACUCUUGAGGAAGUUUUGUGCUGUAUUUUUUAGUUGAUUGGCAAGUUUAGGUCAUAGUUUUGAACUAAACCGUGAAGUUGACUGUGUUUGAGUGAGUAAAUACCAUUUUGGUGAUCUUUGUGCUACUCCAGAACUGAUUUGUUAACAAUCGCUUUGUCUACUUGAAUUGUGAGUUGAACUAAACCGACAACUUUUUUUUUAUUUUUUUUUAUUUUUAUUUUUUAUAAUUCUAGUAUGAUAGAAGACAAUUUUUUUCACUGAUGCAAAUAGAUUUAACCAGAAAGGCAACUUCUCUCGUAAAGUACAUGUUUUAUUAAUAAAAAUACCCCCUUGGGUUUAAAUUGCUAAAAAAAAGAUUAUUGCAGUGUAUAUUACAUAGAGAUACAAUGUUUUUUAGUCCUAGGUAGCCAAGUUUUCUCGUGUAAUUCUAUAUAAAAUUUAACCAACUCCAACUACUAAGGUAACUGAUUCUUUCAGUCCUCUGCUUGAUUGUGAGUUGAAUUAAACCGACAACUUGUUUUUCUUGUGAAUGCUUGGUUUCUCAUUUUUUUGUUAAUUUUAUUAUGAUAGAAGGAAAUUUAUUAGAAUCUCCAGAUGGAUUACAUUCCCUGGUUAACUAUAUGAAAGGAAAAAAAACAUAUUGGAUUGAUGCUUUUAAUAGAGGCGAAAAAGUCUUUAUAUGUUAUAAUGGGAGUGUUGGGUGAAUUUAUAGUUGAAAACUGAAGUACUCAUUUAUUUUGAGCAAUUUGGAUUGCAAUUUGGAAGUUCUAAAUAUGUUGACAUCAAAAAAUCAAAAUCUGCCAGUUGGAGCUAUAAAACCAGUUGUAGAUUCAGUAAUUUCUCCCCUAAUUGAGAAGGAAUUUCUUGGAUUAAAGUAUUGAAAUCUAUUACGGCUUGAAGAAUUCACAGUUAGAUUUUUUAAUCAUGUUCUUGGCUUUAAACUAUGCUUCAUUUACUGGUACAAAUCUUGCAUUUUAGUGUGACUUGGAAAGGAAAUGUUUAGUGGAAGCUUUCUGAUUUUUCCUUCUGUUUUGAAAUAAGUCAUCAUUUGGAUAUAACUAGAAUUAGAUAUCUGUUUGAUAGUUUUAAUUGUUAAAAAGAUAUCUUUGAGCUAUGCAAUUACCUGUUAAUAGGAUGCAUAUUUUAUCUGAACUAUAUUUUUGAUUAAUUCCCCCCUUUUCUACUAAUGUAUUUUUAGCUCUUACAGUAAUUGCAGAAAAGAAAAGAAUAUCUUGAAUAUCAUGGACAAUUCUAGAAAUAAAAAAUGGAUGAAUUGUGAUAGACUUAGUAAAGAAUACUUGGAUGGAGUGGAGGAUUUUAUAAACCAUGCCUUUUCUAAAAAACUAGAGGGAGAAAAAAUUUCAUGUCCUUGUACGGAAUGUGUGCUUAUUCAUCAAGCAAAUCGGGCCACAACAUAUGAUCAUCUUGUGGUUAAUGGUAUCAUGCCAUCGUAUGAUACUUGGUUUUGUCAUGGGGAGUCUCUGAAGGGAUCAAACAAUACUCAAGUAAAUAAUCACAGCCAAUCAACUUUGAGGGGCGAUGAUAUGAGAGGAAUGAUACAUGAUGUCUUUGGAGGCUCUACACAGUUCAUGGAUAGUGACAUCAGUGAAAGGGGCAAUAUGGAGCCAAACCUACAAGAAAAGAGAGCUCAUCCAUCUGGAAAUCAUCCUCAUCCAGAGGUGGAUAAGUUUGAACGGCUCAUGAAGGAGGCAAAUGAAGAACUAUAUCCUGGAUGCAAGAAGUUUAGCAAACUGUCCUUUUUGCUGCAUAUCUAUCGUACAAAAUGCCUGUUCAAAUGGUCAAAUGAAUCUUUUAAUGCUUUGCUUGGACUAUUGAAGGAUGCGCUGCCUGAAGGGGAAACAUUGCCUUCUUCUUUUUAUGAGACCAAAAAGAUAGUUGAAAGCUUGGGCUUAAAGUACGAAAAGAUUCAUGCUUGUCCCAAUGAUUGCAUGCUUUUUAGGAAAGAGUUUGCUAGUAAGGAUGUUAAUGAAUGCAAAAUUUGUGGUGCUUCUAGAUGGAAAAAUAAUGCUAGAAAAAUUCCAGCCAAGGUCCUAAGGUAUUUUCCUUUAAAACCAAGGCUGCAAAGAUUGUUUAUGUCUUCAGAAACUUCUAAAGCAAUGCAAUGGCAUCACGAAGAGCGCAAUAAAGAUGGUGUUCUCCGACAUCCUGCAGAUUCUGAAGCUUGGAAAAGUUUUGAUAGUAAAUAUCCCGAAUUUGCUGGAGAUCCUCGCAAUGUCCGGCUAGGAUUAGCUUCUGACGGAUUUAAUCCAUUUGGCACAAUGCGAACUGUUCACAGUACAUGGCCAGUGAUUUUAAUGCCAUAUAAUCUUCCACCAUGGAUGUGCAUGAAGCAAGAGUUCUUCAUUCUGUCCUUACUUAUUCCUGGACCAAAAGCGCCUGGCAAUAAUAUUGAUGUCUUUUUGCAACCUUUAAUAGAAGAGUUAAAUGAAUUAUGGGAUGUCGGGGUAGAAACAUACGAUGCCUCUACUAAGGAGAUAUUUCAAAUGCGAGCAGCUCUUAUGUGGACUAUAAAUGAUUUUCCAGCAUAUGGUACUCUCUCUGGAUGGAGCACUUAUGGUCGGUUUGCAUGCCCUUCUUGCAACAUAAACACUCAAUCUAAAUGGCUCAAACAUGGUAGAAAGUUUUGUUACAUGGGGCAUCGACGUUUCUUGAAGUCGGGCCACAAAUAUCGGAAUGAUGCAAGAUCUUUUGAUGGGACUAAAGAAACAAGACCUGCACCUUGUGCAGUAUCCGGGUCACUAGUGCUGAAUCAAGUUAAAGAUAUAAAGUUUACUCUCGGUCAGUCGAGUGAAGGGGUAAGUGGGGUGAUGAAAAACACAUGGAAAAAGAGGAGCAUUUUUUUCGAUCUUCCUUAUUGGGAAUUUAACUUGGUGCGCCAUAAUCUCGAUGUGAUGCACAUAGAAAAAAAUGUGUGUGAUAACUUAAUUUAUACACUAUUAGAUCUUGGUAAAAAGUCUAAAGACAAUCUAGAAGCUCGAUUGGACUUGAAGGAUAUGAAAAUAAGACCAAGCUUAUGGCCUCAAUAUCGAGCUAGUGGGAGGGCUUAUCUUCCUCCUACUUAUUUUACGAUGACUUCGAACGAAAAAGAGUUGUUUUAUGAAGUACUACAAAAUACCAAGUUUCCACAUGGCUAUUCGUCUAAUAUAUCACGUUGGAUUCGCAAACGGAAGAUAUCUGGGCUAAAAACUCAUGAUUGCCAUGUUAUAAUGCAAGAACUUCUUCCUCUUGCCUUGCGGAGAUCAACAGAUAAAAGAAUCAGUUCCGUUUUAAUUGAACUAUGCACAUUCUUUCGUGUUCUAUGUAGCAAAGUGCUAAAACUAGAAGAGUUAAAGUUACUUGAAGAAAAAAUUCCAGAAACAUUGUCUACUAUGGAAAAACUCUUUCCCCCAGGAUUCUUUACUGUUAUGGUACACUUGCUUACUCACUUGGCAACUGAGGCUAGACUUGCGGGGCCAGUACAUUAUCGCUGGAUGUACCCAAUUGAGAGGUACUUGGGUACUUUAAAAUCAUAUGUUCGUAAUCGUGCAUGCCCAGAAGGUUCAAUAGCAGAAGCAUACAUAGCAAAUGAGUGUGUGGCAUUUUGCUCACGAUAUUUGGAGGGUGGAGAUUCAAGGUCUUAUUGUUCAAGAAAAUGCAAUGAUGAGAUUGAGCAUGAGACUAGUAAAGAAGAAUGUCUUUUUCCAACUGUUGGGGAGUCGUACGGUGAAGUAGAUGUAUUUGAGUUGGAUGAGAAAACAUGGUUGCAAGCACAUCGGCAUGUGCUUUUCAAUUGUGAGUCAGAUGUGGUUGAGAAUUAUAAAAAUGAACAUAUUGCUGAAAUCAAGAGAUCACAUCGUAAGCGCCGUUUGAGACCACGUCAACUUGAUCUUAUGCAUUUUGAUACAUUUCAUGAGUGGUUCAAGGAGAAAGUAUCAGAGUUGGAUGCCACAUCUAAAAUCUUAAAGGAUGUUAAAGUCCUCGCAGAAGGGCCGACUAAAAUUGCGAAAAGAUUUAAUGCGUUUGAUGUAAAUAAUGGGUAUCGAUUCCGAACAAAACAAAGUGAAGAGUCCAAGGAGACACAAAAUAGUGGUGUUAUGGUCGUUUCUAAGACUGAAAGUUAUGCAAGUACAAGUGACAAUGCUCCAAAGUCUGCAAAUAUCACAUAUUAUGGUAGAGUGAAUGAUAUUGUGGAGUUAAAUUAUUAUGAAGAAUUUAAGGUUGUCUUAUUUAAGUGCGAUUGGGUUGAUGUAACCAAAGUUAGAGGAGUGAUGGAAGAUGACUUGGGUUUCACACUUGUGAACUUCUCACGCGUGGCAGACUCUGGUGAUCGAGAACGCCAUGAGCCUUUUAUUUUUGCAGAACAAGCUCAACAAGUAAUAUAUGUACAAGAUCCUCAAGAUCAUGAAUGGUUUGUCCCUAGGUUUAUUAAACCUCGAGACGUUUUUGAUAUGGGAGAGGAAAAUAGUGUGCAUUUUGAGUCAUCAAUGCAGUGUGAUGCCACUGACUUGGCUCUCUUAGAAAAUGCUCAUGUUCUAGAGUAUGAGGAUAAUGAUUGGGUAAGAAGUGGUGUCAAUGGAAUGGUAAUUGAUACGGACGUACAUUCUCAAGCUAAUGAGGGAGGAAAUGACAUUGAAAAUGAAAGUUACUCCGAGUAAGAUAGGUGGUACUUGUAAAAUAUAUUCUUUGCAAGUGUUAUCGAAUAAACUUUAGGGAUUUAUUAUUUUUUAGUAUAGAAAUUUGAAUAAAAUAUAUUUUAUGCUUUCAAUUUAAAUCAUUUUAUAGAAGAUGCAUGUUAGUCUGCUAUGGAUUUUCCAUGUUUCUGUUAGUUGAUUAUUGAAUGUUUUGAGUGCAUUAUAUGUGCUUGCUUUUACUUAAAUUUUGUGUUGUAGCUCUUGGAUUGUGAGAUGCUAUGGUGUUCUUAUGAAUUGGACAAUUUUUCCCUGGUGCAUCAGUAUCUCUUAUCUCUGCAACUAUCUUAUCACAAGGCUUUGUUUGUGUGCACAAAUAGCUUAUG
This is a messenger RNA of Lycium ferocissimum, 6402 nucleotides long. RefSeq lists its product as uncharacterized. Bases 2630 to 6043 code for a protein of 1137 amino acids. NCBI's taxonomy places the organism in Eukaryota, Viridiplantae, Streptophyta, Magnoliopsida, Solanales, Solanaceae. The record is from RefSeq and is a predicted model, not a curated record. The transcript has 4 exons.